CACACACACACACACACACGGAGUGACCGGACAGUGAUGACCUGAGAGGUGGACGACGAUCGAUGAUGAUCGAUGACUGAUGAAUCAAACUCCCACGCGGACUCACAGACAGACCGGAGACUCAGGCUCGCUCACAAUAUUGACUAUUAUUGAUUAAUGAUCGGCAGCUGCGGAGUUCAGCGCAUCAGAGCAGCAGCAGCAGCAGCAGCGGGACUCUUUCUACUUUCUUCAUCCGUCUGUCCAUCACCUCUGUGAUGAAGACUCUUCUCAGCCCCUCUCAGCUCCUGGAGAGUGGGCAGAUCUUUGCCUUGGGAGGCAUGUGUCAGGAGAUGAUGGACACACCGACACCUAGAAGCAUCAGUCUUUCUGCUGCACAGACUCCAUCCCGAGGUCAAGGAGGGGCCUAUUCCCUGUGUGAAGUAUGUAACCUGCAGCUGACCUCUGAUGCUCAGGCCCAACUGCACUACAACGGCCGGUCUCACCUCCGGCGAGUGAGACAGUGUCAGGCUGGAGAGACAGGACAGCGUACAGCAGGAACUCUGUCCCGGACUCUUCCUCUCAGCUCUCAGUCUGUAGCACUAACUCCAACCCCAAGUCUUAAUGCUCCAACAAGCACAGCUGCAGGAGGUGGGUGUGGCUCAGUAGGCGGAGCAUUGCCGGGGCUGAUUGGGGCCACUGGUCCCUCAGUGAUGGUAAAACCAUUCCUGCCCUUUUCUGUCGAGACAACAUCACCGGUUGGACUUUUUCCAAACUUCAACACGAUGGACCCAGUACAGAAGGCCGUCAUCAACCACACUUUUGGCGUCACCAUGGUGCCCAAGAAGAAACAGGUCAUCUCAUGUAACGUCUGCCAAUUGAGGUUUAACUCUGAUUCUCAAGCAGAGGCUCAUUACAGAGGCAGCCGUCACGCCAAGAAGGUCAAGUCACAGGAGAACAAGUCUAAGACCAAGCUGUCAAUCACUGCAGAGACCAAUGGGAGCGGCUCCAGUCCAGCUGGCCCCGCCCUUAAUAUGUCAGCCAACAGCAGCACCAAUCAGCACGCAGAAUACUUUUCCAGCCUCUCUGACUCCUCAACUGCUCUCAAAUCUUUCCUCCUGCCCUCCUUCUCCCCUCCCUCCUCAUCCUCACCGUCCUCUAGUAGAGCAGGCAGUGAGCCUCCUCCCUCCAGCCCUCCCUCUGCUCUCCCUGCUCCAAGCCCAAUAUCCUCUCCUUCUUUGUCUUCCACUUCUUCCAAAGCUUCUCCUCCUCCGCUUCCACCAGCCCCUGUCACCUCGUCUUCGCCCACUGCUCCUCCAUCCUCCCAGGAUGUUCCUGUCUCAGUGGAAUCCGAGGAGGAGAAGGCAAAGAAGCUGCUGUACUGCUCUCUUUGCAAAGUUGCCGUAAACUCUCUGUCUCAGCUGGAGGCUCAUAAUGCAGGUUCAAAGCACAAGACGAUGCUGGAGGCUCGGAGCGGUGCUGGGCCCAUCAAGGCUUACCCUCGACCCGGAGCAAAGCUGAAGAACGGCAGCAGCGUUGGAGUGAAAGGCUCUGGCCUGCAGAACAAAACCUUCCACUGUCAGAUUUGCGACGUCCAUGUCAACUCUGAGAUCCAACUCAAACAGCACAUCUCCAGCAGGAGGCACAAGGACAGAGUGGCAGGGAAACCCUGUAAACCCAAAUACAGUCCUUACAACAAACAGCAGCGAACCAUUCUCACAAAGGAGUUGGUCAAGCCCUCCCUCUCGCCGUCCUUCCUCUCCUCUCCCUUCACCCCUUCACCCUCAUCUCUCGCCUCCUCCAUCUCGCUCCCUCCUUCCCCUCUCUCAUCUCCUCCCCUCCUCACCACCGCCUCCUCCCCCCUCACCACUGCCAUCUCUCUCCAUCCUCGCCCUCCAGCCUCAUCGGCUCUCUUCACAGCCUCCUUCCUUCGUCCCGCUCCUGGACCAAUCAGAGCGAGCCAAGGAUCAAUUCUCUUUGCGCCCUACUGAGGCAGCAAUGUGGAUCUGAACCAACAACCUCUGACCUCGAGUGUAUUGGAGCUGCAGAGGGAGAAAAGACCAGGAGACGAGUAGGCUCUGUCGUCACAGCUGCACUGAUGAAAACCUGCAUCCUUCUCUCCUGACUGAAUCAGAUGUCUCUCUCUUGGGUCUGAAACGAACUGAAGAAAACCUUUGACGGACCCAAGUCAAGCUGGAGGAUGAAAGAUUCCUGCAUAUAUAUGUGCAUGAAAACAUGGGGAUAUUCACAAUUUCCGCCUUUUUUCAACCUGACUAGCAAAAAAGGCUUUCAGUUCUCUAAAUCUGCUUCCAAUAAAACUGGAUUUUUAUUUUUCCUUUUAUCCAAUCCAAAAUUUGGGAGGAAUCACUCAGGAUGAAGACACAAAGACAUUUUAAUUUUCAUUGUAAUAUAUUCUUGACCCAGAGCCUGGUUUCCGGUCACGUUAUGUCCUCACAGAUUAGAGGGGGUUGAUUCUGUCUGAACAAAUGCCUGAAUAGAGAAUUCAGUCACUUCAAGACUUUUUUCUCAAGGGACAAGAAGCUCCUUCUGGAGGAGGAGCAGACCUCGCACACCAUUUUGAAAAACUGCUUUAAUGACUACUGCAAGAGUAAGAUGUCCUCCCUCAGAAGUCCCCAUGCUUAUGUUCAACUGGUUCUUAAUGUACAGCAUCUCGAGGCAAACAAACUACAAAGUGAAGAAAAAGAAAUAAAAGAAUAAGAAUUUUGUUAUUCUUUAUUAUUGUAGCUGUUGACACGAGAAGAACAAAACCAGCAAUGUGUUUCUUAAUAUUUCUGCAUCUCUACCUUGUCAGUGGCAAUAACAGUUCCUACUGAAAACUACCAAAAAAGGUCAAAAAUACAGUGUGCAUUUUUCAUAGAACUAAUUUUUUGGGAGGAUUGUUUCAGUGUGAGUUCCAAAUUAUUUGUUUUCAAUAAUCUGUGUGUUUUGUGUGAUUGUUUGUCUUCAAAUUGUCUGAUCUUUAUGUUUCUUGUCUUUCCUGACCAGUCCAUGUCUGACGUCACCGUGACAAAAUAAGUUGCAGGAUCACUGCCAGAAUUCAAGAAAUAUAAAAGUCAAAGGUACAAGCAGCCCCAACAUGGAACACACACACACACACCAGAACUGACUCCCCAUUAAAAAAAAGUAUUAAAACUUUAGAAAAUAAUAGAAUUCAUAAAUUUUUUAUUUAAUGUCAUCUAUUAACAAUGUGUUAAUGUUGUUUUCUGUACACUGACAUCACCUGUACAACAGUCACAUCUUAAUAUAUUUGCAAUAAUAAGAAUUAAAAAAAGACUAAAGUAUCUUAUGUUUGAAUUAAUUGAACAUAAUAUCCAAUGCGCUAAUCCCCUGCUGUCUGAAAGUGCUAUAUGUAUGGAAGUGAAACAUGAGUACACAAACUCCUCUUCCUCCUUUUGUCUGAUGUCCACACCUCUGCUUACACCUGAUGUCAUCCAUGUUGUCUCCACUGCCACUUUUUUCCAGGCUUACUGUGGACUCUGGACCAGGCUAUUUCCUGGUUCUUACAGUAAAAAGAAGACCUUUGGUCCUAACUUUUGUCAGAACCUAAACACUCACUCUCUGGGUUUCCCUUUCAUAUGAUGAGAACUUUCUGCAGCACAUUGAACGUUUAUCAACAAGAAAGAACAGUUUAAGACUUUAACACAUUCACUUUUUGCAAAAGAAUAUGUUCCUCCUUUCACUGAUUAUUUAUUUGACAAAAUAUGUUGUAAAUAUUUGACAGAAACUUUUUCACAACUUUCAAACUGUCAACUCUGCCACCUGGAGCCCGAUCUGAUUUUGUCUUUGAUUGAAGGAACAUUGAUGUUCAUUCACUGAGGUUUAGUUGUACCUCAUUUACCACAGUUUGUACAUGCAUAUUUUCAUAUUCAUCAUCUCAGGAUCCUCUAUUUGUGUUUUUGGACCACGUUAAAAUCAGUUUUAUUCGACACAACACAAUCUAGUCUAAAUUUGAAACAAAACUUGUCAUCAGGGAAACAAUAAAAAGGCACUUCAGAAAAGGCAACAGGAUGGACAUGAAUGCAGUUUGUCUCACAUUCUAAUUGCAUUAUUUUUAGUUUAGCAUUGUAACUUUUAAUCUAUAUCUUAUGCAAGAACUGUAGUUAGGGUAAAGAAGCCUGAACGAGCUGCAUUCACUGAAGAACACUAUUCAAUACGGCUCAGAAGAAAAAGCUUGAACGUGUACUUUAGUUGAGAUUAUGUCCUCUCACAAACUGACUUCCCCCAAGAAUAAACUGCCAUGCAUCCAUCACUUACGUGGCUGUAAUGACCACUACGGCCUGCAGGGGGCACUAGCAGGACGUUAAAAUUUUGGAUCUGGUGUUCCCAAGUCAGGGUUGUUUGACUGUCGUGAAAAUGUCUUCACAGAACAAAGUGAAACCAUAGAAAACAAUAAAACACACUUAAUAAUAAUAAGCUCCUCUUCCUUUGAUGGUGAGGCCAUUCUUGUCCAUGCAAGGACACAAACACAUACAUCAAUCAACAAAAACAAUAUGUAUUUGCCCUGUAUUUAAAGAUAAUAUUUACUAUGUAUUUACAGAUAAAAACCUACUACCUAAGUAAAACUACUGUAACUACUGAAAGUAAUACACUGAAAACCAAUUAAGUGAAAAAAAAUGUGCAUGAAAAUACAAUUUCAUCAAAACAGAUGAGGACUUGAACUGACUUCACUGCUAAAAGACACCACAGAUAUCUAUGAACAGAAAUACUUGAUUCUGUCACUAACCAAACUGGUUUUUCUAUGGUUUCAAAUUGAUUUGAUGAAAUUCUGGUCAGUGUUUGAGCUGCCUGAAUAACUUGAAGCAUCUCCAUCCUCCAAUAAUGAAAAAAAAAAAAAAGAUGCUCUGUGUGUGUAUCUAUGCAGUGUUUGUUCUCACGGUGCAGUACAGUGCAUCCAUCUGUCUCAUCCACAUGAAACUGUAAGAUGUCAAAGAAGUGUCAAAUCCUUGUUGAAACCUUUACUGAACAUCUCGGUGAAAACAAAGCUCUCAGUUCUUCAGGUGAACUUCCUCCUCUAAAGAUGUCAUUGUGAUGCAAUAAUGUAUAGAUCAGCUGCUGCUUUUCUAUUAGCCUUGCUCCCCUGUCACCAACACACCAGUCUGAGUCUUGACACUGGGCUUAGUUGCAAUAUGAAAAUAAUACAAGCGAUGCACUGUUUAAAAUAAAGCGCUGUUUCUAGUUGAUAUGUUACAAACUUGUCAUUUUUGUUGGAGCCAUCACAGUGUUUUAUAGAAAAUGGAGAUUGUGCACACGUGUUUGACUGUGUGUUUGUUCUGUCCAUGCUUAGAAUGAACUGGUUGCACAUUUGAUCCACGUUUUUUCUAAAAUAAAAGGUACAUUUCCAUUAAACAA
Messenger RNA from Solea solea (common sole), 5346 nucleotides. It is a transcript of the gene znf385b, whose product is annotated as zinc finger protein 385B. Gene Ontology annotation, cellular component: nucleus. NCBI's taxonomy places the organism in Eukaryota, Metazoa, Chordata, Actinopteri, Pleuronectiformes, Soleidae. Gene Ontology annotation, molecular function: nucleic acid binding; zinc ion binding. Bases 255 to 1967 code for a protein of 570 amino acids. The transcript is spliced from 11 exons. The record is from RefSeq and is a predicted model, not a curated record.